Molecule: messenger RNA, 950 nt
Organism: Balaenoptera acutorostrata (minke whale)
Lineage: Eukaryota; Metazoa; Chordata; Mammalia; Artiodactyla; Balaenopteridae
Gene: GJD3
Product: gap junction protein delta 3
Exons: 2
Coding region: 84-950 (288 amino acids)
Biological process (GO): cell communication
Cellular component (GO): connexin complex
Source: RefSeq, a predicted model, not a curated record
AGGUCCCAGCCAUCUCCCAAGGUCCUUUACUCGGCUUUAACAUCCCAGCGUCAGCUACAGGGCGAGUGGUUACAUACGGCGCCAUGGGGGAGUGGGCGUUCCUCGGCUCGCUGCUGGACGCCGUGCAGCUGCAGUCGCCGCUCGUGGGCCGCCUGUGGCUGGUGGUCAUGCUGAUCUUCCGCAUCCUGGUGCUGGCCACGGUGGGCGGCGCCGUGUUCGAGGACGAGCAGGAGGAGUUCGUGUGCAACACGCUGCAGCCGGGCUGUCGCCAGACCUGCUACGACCGCGCCUUCCCCGUCUCCCACUACCGCUUCUGGCUCUUCCACAUCCUGCUGCUGUCGGCGCCCCCGGUGCUCUUCGUCAUCUACUCUGUGCACCGGGCCAGCAAGGAGCCGGGCGGCGCGGCCGGCGGGGCGGGGUCGCUGGGGCCCCCGGGGCGCCCGGAGGGCCGCGGCGCGCGCCGCUGCUACCUGCUGAGCGUGGCGCUGCGCCUGCUGGCCGAGCUGGCCUUCCUGGCGGGCCAGGCGCUGCUCUACGGCUUCCGCGUGGCACCGCACUUCGUGUGCGCCGGUGCCCCGUGCCCACACACGGUGGACUGCUUCGUGAGCCGGCCCACCGAGAAGACCGUCUUCGUGAUCUUCUACUUCGCCGUGGGGCUGCUCUCGGCGCUGCUCAGCGUGGCUGAGCUGGGCCACCUGCUCUGGAAGGGCCGCACGCGCGCCGGCCACUGUCGCCAGGCGGCCGAGCGCGACAACCGCUGCAACCGCGCGCACGAGGAGGCGCAGCAGCUGCUCCCGCCGCCGCCGCCCGCCCUGCCCGCCAGGCGCCCGGGGCCCGACCCCUACGCCCCGCCCUCCUACGCUCACCGGGCGCCGGCCUGCGACAGCGAGGGCGGCAGCGGCCGCAGCAAGGCAUCGCUGGCCACCGUCCGCCAGGACCUGGCCAUCUAG